GACUAGCACUCUUGUGUCUCAGUAGGGUGCUGCCUAUGCACUAGUUGACUCUACUCAGUACAGGGCACUGCAAAAAGUAUAAUGAGUACCUUGGAGUCAUAUGACUUAUGGAAGGAGCAGAGAUAAGUUAGCAUACAUCUGCCCUUCUCUCCCAUCCCUAAGGGAUGUCCGGGUGUCCCCUCAUUAGAAUUCCUUUCCAGAUAAGAUAUGAGGGGUGUCACCGUAGGGCAGUCACUCAAGAAAACAAUAGGGGGAUGCAUUUAAAAACAGAAUUGAUCAGUAAAAAUAUUCCUGUUGUCAGUAAAUGGCAGAACUGCUUUCUGCAGGUCAAGGCUGAUGUACCCUGCAUCCCUUUAGCCUCUUCCUCUGAUAAACCCUGCAGUACAGCUAGCAGAGCCAGUCUUCAGAAAGCUGGGGGUCGAAAACUAAAAGUCAUAGAGAGCUGUAGUUAGAGGAGGAGAGUGAGAGAACAGCUGCAGACAGUUCAAAGGCUUCUUUGUUCAGGUGGCAUCUUUGACUUUGCUGCAUGAGAUGCUCCAGUACCUGUUUUUUUCCUUCUCUGUUUAUGUCCAGUUACAGCCAGUAUCUUCAAUGGCCCUGGACCCUUGCUCUGCCUACAUCAGCCUGAAUGAGCCAUGGAGGAACACCGAUCACCAGAUCAAUGGUUCCCGGGAUCGGCCCACCUGUGAUAGUCAGAUUGAUGGGGAGUGGUAUCGCUUCACUGGCAUGGCUGGUGAUGCCAUGCCUACCUUCUGCAUCCCAGAGAACUACUGUGGUACUCACGCCCCCAUCUGGCUAAAUGGCAGCCAUCCUAGGGAGUCGGAUGGCAUUGUCCAAAGGCAAGCCUGUGCCAGUUUCAGUGGGAACUGCUGCCUUUGGAAUAAUACAGUUGAUGUCAAGGCAUGUCCAGGCGGGUACUAUGUCUACCGUUUAAUCAAGCCAAGCGUCUGCUUCCAUGCAUAUUGUGGGCAUUUCUAUGACAUCUGUGAUGUGGUGGAUUGCCAGGGCUCGUGCCUGGACACUGGAGACUGCAUGUGUUCUUUGGGGACAACACUAGGACCUGAUGGACAGACCUGUCUUGAUGAGAAUGAAUGUGAACUAGACAACGGAGGCUGCAGUGAGUUUUGUGUGAACCUAAAGAAUUCUUACCGCUGUGAGUGUGGAAUUGGGCGCGUGCUGGGAAAUGAUGGCAAAACAUGUGAAGAAAUUGAAGGAUGUCAUAAUAAUAAUGGAGGCUGCAGCCACACCUGUAUUGCAGUGGAGGACACCUAUCAGUGCGAGUGCCCACGGGGACUUGUUCUGUCGGAGGACAACCACACCUGCCAAGUUCCUGUGCUGUGCAAGUCCAGCUCCAUUGAGGUGAGCAUCCCCAAGGAUUUUGUUGGAGGACUGGAUCUUUCCCUCAUCAAUGCUUCCUGCAAAGGAGUAUCCAAUGGUACUCAUGUCAACAUCAACUUCUCCUUAAAGUCCUGUGGCACUGUUGUAGAUGUGGUAAAUGAUAAAAUCAUUGCUACCAAUCUGGUGACUGGCUUGCCAAAGCAGAUGCCUGGCAGUAAUGGGGACAUCAUCAUCCGCACCAGCAAGCUGCUGAUUCCUGUGACCUGUGAGUUUCCCCGCCGGUACACCAUCUCUGAGGGCUAUGUCCCCAAUCUCAAGAAUUCCCCACUGGAAAUCAUGAGCCGCAACCGGGGCAUCUUUCCCUUCACCCUUGAGAUCUUCAAAAACAAAGACUUUGAUGAGCCCUACAGGGAUGCUCUCCCUACCCUGAAGCUUCGAGAUUCACUGUAUUUUGGGAUUGAACCCUUAGUACAUGUGAAUGGACUGGAAAUGCUGGUAGAGAGCUGCUUUGCUACUCCUACAUCAAAAAUUGAUGAGAUCUUGAAGUACUACUUAAUUCAAGAUGGCUGUGUUUCUGAUGACUCCGUGAAACAGUACACGUCGAAGGAUCAUCUUGCCAAGCACUUCCAGGUCCCUGUGUUUAAGUUUGUGGGUAAAGACAAUAAGGAAGUGUUCUUACAUUGCCGCAUCCUUGUGUGUGGCGUGCUGGACGAGAGCUCUCGCUGUGCCCAGGGCUGUCGGAGAAGAAUGCGCAGGUCAGCGGAAGGGGAGGACAAGGAGGAAGGCAGUCGCAUGACAAACCAUAUUCUGACGGGUGGCCCUAUUAGAAUCAUCAUGGAUGAGUAGCAAGACCCCAACUCUACCAUGCAACAGCCAAGAAUCUGCCCUCUUUAAUGAUGUCUUCCAUUAUGGGCCUUUGAUGUGAAAUAAGGAUUUGGUGAAGACCCAUAUGAGCCUAUGAUCUUGUUCCAUAACAGCCUGACAGUUAGUUGGUGAACUAAUAUUAGAUUUGGAGGCACCCCCUCCAAAUGCAGUCUGAACUGCAAAAUAGUAUAGCUAUACUGUACAUGCAUUUCUAUCAACUGAUGGCCUCGGUUGAUCUAUAGGCUUAAGUGUUACCUGCCUUUAUUUUUUUUAUGUCUGUUUGCAAGCACCAUAUUAUUGUUAGUAGUUUUUAAAUGCAUGGUGUUAAUGUCCUUUUUAUUUUUCAGAAGACAAUAAACAGUGUCAGAAAUUCAGCACACUUGCUAUACCAAUGUAUGCAGUGAGUAGGUGAAGUGUGUAUAGCAUUAAGUUUUUGAAGGCCGAUUAUAUUAAAUAUGUAUCUAAUAAAAUAUGGACUGGAAAAUAAUAUUAAAUAUAGGCAGUGAAAGUUCAGAACUGUUUCAGUCAAGUUUGAAUAGUAUUUUAAAAUAUUAAGAGGUAUUUAAUAAAAGUUAGCUUUAUAUUUUUCUCUGUUGCAUGCGUUUCUACAGUAUUUUUCUUUGGAUUUUGCAUGUGAUCUCUUUUUCUCUCUCCUCCUACCCCCAAUUUGGUGAAUUCUUAUAAGUGGUGUGGCACCUUUAAUUGUUAAAAAAAAAAAAAUUAAAAUAAAAAAUAAUCUCAAAAUUAAUCAGAAACAUUAUGCUCUGAUAGUCUGUGACUGGGAUGUUUUAAUGUAUUAACCUGGAACUUGUUAUUAUAUUUUGACUGAUGUGACAAAAGGUGUUAAAUAAAUGCAUAUUACAAAUAAUUAAUACACACAUUCAAUUCAAGAUGUUCCCUAGAUAAUACAGAGACAGAAGGCUGGGCCCAGCUUUCUUGAGUAGAGUUCUUAAAGUAAUAUUGUAUGGAGAUAAGCACUGUCUUAGUGGAUGAGGACAAGAAGGCAAGAAGAUGAGACAGGAAAAGAGGAUAUAGUCAUACCUGUCUAGGAUUCCUUUUGGACACAAAAUACCUGCACAGGAAGUGCUAUCAUCUCUAAGCCAGCCUGAAUUAGUCCACGCUUAAUUUCCAUGCAGUUAAAGGUUAGUGAUCUUGGGCUGAGCAGUUUCCUAUAUGAAAAGCACAAGGCAAGCAUAGAAACAAGAAACACAGCGUGCAGAAAUUAGACACAGAGACCAAAGAUGAAAAAGGGAGCUGUUUCUUAGCCAUUAAACAUAACUCACUGGUGCUAGUAGGAUUUUUUGCAACUGCAAUGCACUGUUGCAUGCAGUUUUGGCUUUCGGUGUUCCCUUUAAAAAGGUUGUGUGUAACUUUGUAGAGGGAUUACACUAGAAAAUAACUCAAAUCCAUAUCAUCUAUUUCUCAUCCAGCUGGAAAUUGCUGAACCAAAGUGCAAAAAAAAGUUACUGCUCACAAAUGGACAAUAAUAUUCAAUGGGCAUGGCAGUCAUAGCGUCAGUAUUGCAUUUCAUUGUUUUGUUUCAUCUAGCAGACAGAUUAGGCCUAAAUCAUCACUAAGAUUUAUUUGGUAGUUUUAUGGUUUAAAAAAAGGCUUUUGUCUGUAUUUUCCACUAGGAAGAGUUUAAGUAUGGGCAUUUAUAAAGGUGCUCCGGGGGGGGGAGGGCUCUUUAAUUAGUGCACCUCCGAGAGCUGUGCUAUUACAGUGCCCAGAGCGUCAUGUGUAUCAGCGUUCCUGUGCUGAAAAAUGGCAGUGUGGGCACUUAACUAAAACUCAUUGAGAGAGCUUUAGUUAAGUGCCCCUGUUGCCAUUUUUCAGUGUGGGGAUGCUGAUACAUGUGAUGCUGGAGUCUACUGGAGCGCGGCAAUUACCACUCUCCAGCAAACUCAAUCGUGUAAAGGAGUCCUAUGUGUUUGAAUGAGCAAUAGUGAAAAAUAUCUGGUAAAACAAAUUAUUUUGAAUGGAUGGAAAGCUGUUGCUAUUUUAAUGUCUUAUCUAGCUAUAUUUGAAACAAAAAUAAUUGAAUCUGGAAUAUGUUGCAUUACAACUUUCCUCCUGCUUCUAUUGAAUCACCUCUAUUUUAGGACUGCCUUGGCUGUUUUCUGCUGUCAUUUUAACUUUUUCUAAAGAUCCAACGUUUAAAUUGACUUUGAUAAAACGUGAACUAUGAAAAUAAAAUGAAGUUGUAUCCAC
This is a messenger RNA of Alligator mississippiensis (American alligator), 4413 nucleotides long. It is a transcript of the gene OIT3, whose product is annotated as oncoprotein induced transcript 3. The coding region runs from base 532 to 2184 and encodes 550 amino acids. The record is from RefSeq and is a predicted model, not a curated record. Gene Ontology annotation, molecular function: calcium ion binding. Lineage: Eukaryota; Metazoa; Chordata; Crocodylia; Alligatoridae. The transcript has 9 exons.